This is a messenger RNA of Musca domestica (house fly), 1490 nucleotides long. RefSeq lists its product as uncharacterized. The record is from RefSeq and is a predicted model, not a curated record. The transcript is spliced from 2 exons. NCBI's taxonomy places the organism in Eukaryota, Metazoa, Arthropoda, Insecta, Diptera, Muscidae. Bases 14 to 1315 code for a protein of 433 amino acids.
UGUAAGGGACUCGAUGCAAUUUAGAGAUAAGAUUAAAAACUUGACGAUUAAAGACGAAGAGCAGAUGGUCUCAUUUGAUGUUGUGUCACUUUUUCCAAGUAUACCUGUGGACCUGGGACUAGAAAUAAUAGAGAAAAGAUGGAACGAAAUUGAGGAAUACACCAAUAUGUCAAAGAGCUUAUUUUUAAGUAUUCUAAAGUUUUGUAUUAAAGAUAAUCGAUAUUUUCAAUAUGAGGGCAGAAUAUACAAACAAAAGAAAGGACUACCUAUGGGUUCACCAGCUUCUCCGAUUGUAGCUGAUAUAGUGAUGGAGAAACUACUUGACACCUGCAUGGAAAAACUUAAGACGAAACCUGUGAUAUUAACAAAGUAUGUAGACGAUUUAUUUAUGAUUGUUGGGGAAAAUGCAAUACAAGAAACAUUGACGACUUUCAAUAAUUUCAACAAAAAUAUUAAAUUUACCAUUGAAAAGGAGCAUAAUGGUCCCAUCCCAUAUCUGGACACACUUGUAAUGAGAAAGGACAAUAAAAUAGAAAUGAACUGGUAUCAAAAACCGACGGCAUCGAGUCGCAUAUUAAAUUUCCACUCGAAACAUCCAAAACAAAUGAUUAUUAACACAGGUAGAAAUCUUAUAAACAGAAUAUUGAAUAUUAGCGACCAUAAAUUCCACGAAACUAAUAAAAACAAAAUUCGAAAAAUACUGUCCAAAAACUGUUUUCCAAAAUUAUUAAUUGAAAAAUUAAUAAAUGACUAUAAUAUACCGAAAUCUAAGGACAAAUCUCAAGAAAAAUAUUACAAAUCAAUGAUUUAUAUUCCUGGAUUAUUUGAGAGAUUCCAAAAUUCCGAUUUAUAUGACAAGGAUAAACUGCAAAUAGCAACACGGACAAACAAUACACUAAAAAGUUUAUUUACUAAUACCAAAAGUAGAAUUCCGUUAAGUGAGAGGCACAAUGUAAUAUAUAGCAUUGAAUGUGAUGGAACAAAAGACGAAAAAUGUGGAAAAAUAUAUGUUGGUACCACAAAAAACAAAUUAAAAACUAGAAUAUCGGGACAUAAAUCAGACAUCAAAUUAAGGAGCCAAAACAAUAUUCAAAAAACAGCACUUGCGGAACACUGUAAACUUUACAACCACAUACCAAACUUUGACAAAAUACGAGUAUUACAGGCGGAGAACAACUACAACAGAAGGUUAACAUUGGAGAUGCUGCAUAUAAAUAACAUACCAACAAACAAAAAGAUCAAUUACAAAAGCGACACCGAUAAUGCAGCUUAUUGUUAUCGACACUUGACAAAGAAGAGAUCGUGCAAUACGUAGAAAUAAUCAGUGCAAUAAUAACACCAGACAAUGGUAGUAAAAACUACAUUAGCUGUUAAGUAAAUCUGACAAUUUUAUGUAAAUAUUGCCCCUGAAGAUGCAAUUUGAUAAUUGCGAAAUAUUGGGAACAUAUUAUUGUAAUCAAUAAAAUAAAUCCGAAAAUGGCCUAAAGCUC